UUUGAUAGAUGCGAUCGUGAUUUGAGCUUGGGGGUCUUAGUGAUGGAUGUGACAUACUGUGACAUGAUCUCUGGUCGUCAUUUGGAACACGUCAGUAGUGCUCGCUUCUUGGUCUUCACCGUCACGUGACCAGGCCACAGUGAACGCGUACAGUAAUCUAUGCUCACCUGGGACUCCUGACAGCUGCAGGCAACAUAUGCGAAUCGUUUUCAUGAGUUUGCGCCAACGAGUAACUCAGAGCUUACGUGUGCAGGGAAACGGUCCCGUGAAACUUCGACCCUGACUCCCUCAGUUUUGCUUGUGUCCCACAUCUCUGAUUCAUGCCUCCCUGCACCGAGUGUGGCACACUCUUUCAUGGUCUUAUCUCUAACCGCCCGUGCAACAACUGCACUCAGAUCAGUCUCAACACCUCACAAAUCGAGUGCGCGACGAUCCAGACAUGCCGUUUGUUCCGUAGAUAGCUUCGAUCAGUGUUCUUCGCCACCAUCGCAACACGCUUAUCAGAGCAUUGCCACCAAUUCCCCUGCCUAGGGCCAUCCCGGUGGGCCUGGGUUUGGGCACGCGGCAAGGGAUUGA
Molecule: messenger RNA, 576 nt
Organism: Mycena citricolor
Lineage: Eukaryota; Fungi; Basidiomycota; Agaricomycetes; Agaricales; Mycenaceae
Source: the annotation of a GenBank genome assembly